Molecule: messenger RNA, 1842 nt
Organism: Amorphotheca resinae ATCC 22711
Lineage: Eukaryota; Fungi; Ascomycota; Leotiomycetes; Helotiales; Amorphothecaceae
Exons: 4
Coding region: 1-1842 (613 amino acids)
Biological process (GO): glycogen metabolic process; UDP-alpha-D-glucose metabolic process
Cellular component (GO): cytoplasm
Molecular function (GO): UTP:glucose-1-phosphate uridylyltransferase activity
Source: RefSeq, a predicted model, not a curated record
AUGGCCUCUACAUUGAAGAGCGCGCUCCCGGCGCAUUUGAAGCCCUCGAAUCUUGGAAAUGGUGAUGCGAGCGCUGAGUUCGCCCGCAAGCAUCAUGGAAAGACCCAAUCCCAUAUGCUACAGUGGUGCCUGUACUUGCCUGGCUUCUGUGUCCAUGUGGUUCCUGCUACUCCCUACCGCGACGAGCUCCAUCACGUUCUACCCAACUUGACGGACACUCUCACUGUCCAACCUUUUCACACAGCCAUUCAUGAGCAUCCUGUAUCUAACCAACCAUCACCCCCAAAUCAUUCUCCCUCUUCAGUCAUGUCUUCCUCUGCUUCGAUUACUUCAGAGCCAGGCCUCCCCGAACUCGCAAAGCUAAUCAGUCACGACAAGGCCUUCGAGAACACUUCUACCUCUGUGGCUGCAAGCCAAAUGCGAAAUGCCCUCAACAACCUCGCAGACACCGUGAAAGAUCCCGAGCAGAAGAAGCUCUUCGAAACCGAGAUGGACAACUUCUUCGCGCUUUUCCGAAGAUACUUGAACGACAAAGCCAAGGGAAACACACUGGACUGGGAUCGCAUUGCCCCACCCGCGCAGAACCAGGUCGUCGACUACAAUGAGCUUGCCAACUCUGAGUCCGUCUCUUUCUUGAACAAGCUUGCGGUGCUCAAGCUGAAUGGCGGUCUCGGUACUUCAAUGGGAUGUGUUGGUCCAAAGUCAGUCAUUGAAGUACGUGAUGGCAUGUCCUUCCUCGAUCUCUCUGUCCGACAAAUCGAGUACCUCAACCGCACAUAUGAUGUCAACGUCCCAUUCGUUCUCAUGAACUCCUUCAACACAGACGAUGACACCCAAAAUAUCAUCAAAAAAUACGAGGGUCACAACAUUGAUAUCUUGACCUUUAACCAAUCCAGAUACCCUAGAAUCUUGAAGGAUUCGCUUCUUCCAGCACCAAAGUCAUUCGACUCCCCUAUCUCUGACUGGUACCCUCCAGGACACGGAGAUGUCUUCGAGUCCCUGUACAACUCUGGUAUCCUCGAUAAGCUCAUAGAGCGAGGCGUUGAGAUUCUCUUCCUGUCCAACGUUGACAACUUGGGCGCUGUCGUUGAUCUCCGAAUCUUGCAACAUAUGGUCGAGACGAAGGCCGAAUAUAUCAUGGAAUUGACCGACAAGACCAAGGCUGAUGUCAAGGGUGGUACUAUCAUUGACUACGAGGGAUCUGUCCGUCUUCUUGAGAUCGCUCAAGUGCCAAAAGAGCACACCAACGAGUUCAAGUCAAUUAAGAAGUUCAAGUACUUCAACACCAACAACAUCUGGUUGAACCUGAAGGCCGUCAAGCGAAUUGUGGAGAACAACGAGCUCGAGAUGGAGAUUAUCCCUAACAACAAGUCCAUUCCGGCCGACAAGAAGGGGGAAUCAGACAUUUCCAUUGUCCAACUUGAGACCGCAGUCGGAGCUGCUAUCCGCCACUUCCACAAUGCUCACGGAGUGAACGUUCCCCGAAGACGUUUCUUGCCAGUCAAGACUUGCUCAGAUCUGAUGCUCGUCAAGUCAGACUUGUACUCACUGAAGCACGGUCAACUCCAAAUUGACCCCAACCGUUUUGGUCCCGCCCCUCUCAUCAAGCUUGGUAACGAUUUCAAGAAGGUCUCGGAUUUCCAGAAGCGCAUCCCCAGCAUUCCUAAGAUUAUCGAGCUCGACCACUUGACUAUCACUGGUGCUGUGAACCUUGGCAGAGGCGUUACGCUUAAGGGUACGGUCAUCAUUGUUGCUACGGAGGGCAGCACUAUUGAUAUUCCCCCGGGAUCCAUCCUGGAGAACGUUGUCGUGCAAGGCUCAUUGAGACUAUUGGAGCAUUAA